AAACUCUCCUUUACGCGUUCAUCUUGACUUUAUAGCGCUUGUUAGCAGCUAUUCAACGGCAUAUCUGAAGCUCAGUAGCUGCGGCCGUCGACAUGAACACUUUCGAGUGGCAGCCAGAAUAUGACGCGAUUCUCGAUCGUAUAGCCUCGACAGAUACCGUAGACACAGAAUGGCCGAGGCUCAGAGAUCUUAUCAAGUAUAAGAUCCAAAAGAAUGUUGAACAGUAUCUAGCGAACCUAGUGCCGGAGGACAAUGCCGCAAUCUUGCUCAUGUCUCGUAAUCCACCAAGGAGCACUCCUAACGGUGGCUUGAAAAUUCCACCAUUCCCUCCUCGAAUACGCCUGGAGGGCAACCCCAACGAGGCCCCGAAACACGCUCUGACCGAAGCGGAGGCGAGCGAUUUUAGAGACAUCAUCUACAGAAUGCUAGACGACUUUGAAGGGCCACCAUUCACUAUUCAACGCGUCUGUGAACUAUGCAUACAUCCACAAAAGCACUACAAAUACGUCGGUAAAUACCUACGUGCCGUAGAAAAGACUCUUCUGGUAACCUCAACCUGGGACGCAUUCCCGAUACCGUCGGGAACCGACACAAGUCAACCAUCUUUUAGCGCAGGCGUGAUCAGCAGUGCGACACUAUCAGCACCAUCGACCCCAAUAUUCUCGCCCAUUCCAUUCCUCCAUGGGGACGCACGACGGUCACAAUCACGCAGUCCUCCACCAUCGCCGUUGGCUCUGGCGGCGGUGGCGGCGGUGGCGACAGGAAACGGGUCAGAUGUAGACGAAAAGCCUCUUGGGCUUGUGGAUGAACUGGACGAUCCAAGCCCUGGACACCUCAGUGAUCACCUACAACCAAUUUCCUCCACCACAUCUGUAGGCUCCAAACCAAUCAUCCCGAGUCUGGGUGACCGAUUUGUCAGUUCAACGACGGAGACAAAUUUGGAUACUGUGCAGACGUUGCAACCAUCAGCUGAGGCGGAAGAUGGGGAUAGGAUGCAGGUGGAUGAAGAGUCGGAGGAUAAGGAGAACAAGGCUGCGUGAGGGUAACUUAUUAAGUAUUUGUUUUGCUAGAUUUAUAGUGCUUUGCUCUCGUACCAGACGGGUAACCCCAUUGCCCCAGAGAAACUCUUCAUAUUGCACAUUACGCGAAGUCCCUCUUAAUCUUCUCUAACAUAGCGUUCAUUCGUAAACGCAUAUCGGGCUGUCCACGGCCACGUCCUCGUGCAUGAGUUCCUUGCCCUCUAUCUCCGCCUCUUCCUCUUCCAUAAUGACCUGUGCCCCGUAAAGAAUGUGAUUUAUGGGUAUGGAGU
This is a messenger RNA of Somion occarium, 1309 nucleotides long. The record is from the annotation of a GenBank genome assembly. NCBI's taxonomy places the organism in Eukaryota, Fungi, Basidiomycota, Agaricomycetes, Polyporales, Cerrenaceae.